CCCUGGCCCAGAAGAAGAAGAAGGGAAACCACCCCUUCCUAAUCUCUCCUCCUUGGAAGGAGAUGCAGCCUGGCCUUGAGCCUUGGGCCCCAUGGGGAGAAGGGGGCCUCAUGCAGAGGGGAUAUUGGGGGUCAGCACAAGGGAGCAGCCGGGGGAUCCUUUUGAGGAGGCAGAGAGGGGCCCAGGGCUUUCCCCACCCACCCACUCACCUGCCUGCCUGGCUCCUCUUUUCCCCCCUUGAGUUUUAAAAACAAUUCAAAGUUCUGUUUGUCAUCUGUAUUUCCACAUAUUUUGCUUUCGUUUUUAUAUUGAUUUUUGUCUCUUGUUUCAAAGUGUCUUGGUUCUUCUUCACAAGGAAGGCUGUGGAUCACGAGGCAUCAGCUGAAGGAAUCACGGAGGGAUCCAGUGUAGGUUGGGGCUGAAUGGGAGCUCAAUGGGAGGCCAGGUGGGCCUGGAGGCUGGAGAAGCAGAGGCCCAAGUGGAAGGAGGGCCCAGCAUCACCUGGCUCUGUUUCUGUGUAUUUCUUUGUUGUCCAUUUUGGCCAUUUCAAAAACGUUUGUAAUCCAAUUUUCUGGUGUUGGUUUCCAUAGUUUUGCAUAUUCAAUUCAUGUGACUUCAAAAUUGGUGUUGGGACUGAAUGGGACCUCAAUGGAAGGCUAAGUGAGGCCCAGCAGGAGGAGCAGAGGACCAAGUGGAAGGAGGGCCCGGCAUUACCCGGCUCUGAAAUAAAUAAAGGGCUUGUUAUUACUCCAGAAAAGAAGCCUCAGGAAACCCGUGGUCUAAUUCUGCCUUUCUUUCACAGAAGAAAUGUGAUUGUUGGCUGAGAAUUUUUCAGUAGAGCCUGUUGAAGGAUUUCUUUCCCUUGACAUAAAGAGCCAGGAAGAGCAUCUUGGAUCCACUUUGCUUCUUCAACAAACAGUGGUUCCAACAUGGAGAGAUCCAACUCACCUGGACCUGGGAGCAGUGGGGCAUUCUGGGGGAAAAGUACACAGAAGUUCCUGAGUGUGGAACUAUAUAGUUCACACAUACAGUGCCAGCGCUUCAGGCAUUCCUCCUUUCGAGAGGGCGAGGGACCCAGAGAGGUUUGCAGCCGCCUCCACUCUCUCUGCCGCCAGUGGCUGAAGCCAGAGCAACACACCAAGGCGGAGAUGCUGGACCUGGUGAUCCUGGAGCAGUUCCUGAGCAUCCUGCCCCCAGAGAUGGGGAGCUGGGUCCGAGAGUGUGGGGCAGAGACCUCUUCCCAGGCGGUGGCCCUGGCGGAAGGCUUCCUCCUGAGUCGGGCAGAGGACGAGAAGCAGGAAGGACAGGCCCAUAAUAACUGCGUUGAAGUCCAUCCUGAUGUCUCUGAAUCGGAGAAAACUCUGCCAGGCCCCACCCAGAGCCUCCAGCAGAAGGAGCUCAAGCAGGAAGGAGAUGGGACUGCGGCCUUGGAGGGGGCUGGAAUGAUGUUGUUGCCGAAUCCUCAGUCAUUUCUUCCCCUUUGUGACGGAGUGGAAGUGAAUCAGGGCCCAAUCGCCUUUGAGGAGGUGGCUGUCCAUUUCUUCCCAGAGGAGUGGGCUCUCCUGAAUCCUGGUCAGAAAGCCUUGCAUGGGCAGAUCAUGGAGGAGAUCCGUGGGAUGGUAGACUCUCUUGCAGAUAACUGGGAAAAGAGCAAUGUAUGCACCAAACACUGGAAGCAUUUGGGACACACCAGGGGCCAUAUAAAAAAGAAAACAUACCAAUGCCAGGAGUGUGGGAAAUGUUUUUCUUUCAGUUCAGCCUUGGUGAGGCACAAAAGACUCCACACAGGAGAGAAGCCAUACCAAUGCCAGGAGUGUGGGAAAUGUUUUCCUUAUUCAUCCUUGGUGAGCCACAAUAGACUCCACACAGGAGAGAAGCCAUACCAAUGCCAAGAGUGUGGGAAAUGUUUUGCUGAUAGUUCAACCUUAGUGAGCCACAAAAGACUCCACACAGGAGAGAAGCCUUACCAAUGCCAGGAGUGUGGGAAAUGUUUUGCUUACAGUUCACACUUGGUGAGCCACAAAAGACUCCACACAGGAGAGAAGCCAUACCAAUGCCAGGAGUGUGGGAAAUGUUUUACUAACCGUUCACAAUUGGUGAGCCACGAGAGACUUCACACAGGAGAGAAGCUAUACCAAUGCCAGGAGUGUGGGAAAUGUUUUGCUGACCGUUCACAAUUGGUGAGGCACAAGAGAGUCCACACAGGAGAGAAGCCAUACCAAUGCCAGGAGUGUGGGAAAUGUUUUGCAUACAGUUCAGCCUUGGUAAGUCACAAAAGAAUCCAUACAGGAGAGAAGCCAUACCAAUGCCAGGAGUGUGGGAAACGUUUUGCUACCAAUUCACACUUGGUGAGCCACAAAAGAGUCCACACAGGAGAGAAGCCAUACCAAUGCCAGGAGUGUGGGAAAUGUUUUGCUGACCAUUCACAAUUGGUGAUCCACAAGGGGCUCCACACAGGGGAGAAGCCAUACCAAUGCCAGGAGUGUGGGAAAUGUUUUGCUCGCAGUUCAGUCUUAGUGAGCCACAAAAGACUCCAUACAGGAGAGAAGCCAUACCAAUGCCAGGAGUGUGGGAAAUGUUUUGCUCGCAGUUCAGUCUUAGUGAGCCACAAAAGACUCCACACAGGAGAGAAGCCAUACCAAUGCCAGGAGUGUGGGAAAUGUUUUGCUCAGAGUUCAAACUUGGUGAGCCACAAAAGAGUCCACACAGGAGAGAAGCCAUACCAAUGCCAGGAGUGUGGGAAAUGUUUUGCUAACCAUUCACAAUUGGUGAGCCAUGGGAAACUUCACACAGGAGAGAAGCCAUACCAAUGCCAGGAGUGUGAGAAAUGUUUUGUUGACCGUUCACAAUUGUUGAACCACAAGAGAGUCCACACAGGAGAGAAGCCAUACCAAUGCCAGGAGUGUGGGAAAUGUUUUGUUGACCGUUCACAAUUGGUGAGGCACAAGAGAGUCCACACAGGAGAGAAGCCAUACCAAUGCCAGGAGUGUGGGAAAUGUUUUGCAUACAGUUCAGCCUUGGUAAGUCACAAAAGAAUCCAUACAGGAGAGAAGCCAUACCAAUGCCAGGAGUGUGGGAAACGUUUUGCUACCAAUUCACACUUGGUGAGCCACAAAAGACUCCACACAGGAGAGAGGCCAUACCAAUGCCAGGAGUGUGGAAAAUGUUUUGCUCAGAGUUCAAACUUGGUGAGACACAAAAUACUCCAUACAGGAAAGAAGCCAUACUAAUGCCAGGAGUGUGGGAAAUGUUUUGCUGAUCAUUCACAAUUGGUGAUCCACAAAGGACUCCACACAGGAGAGAAGCCAUACCAAUGCCAGGAGUGUGGGAAAUGUUUUUCUUACAGUUCAAACUUGGUGAGGCACAAAAGACUCCACAAAUGAGAAAAGCCAGACAGAUGCACAGAUGCAUGGAUUGUGGGAAAUGUUUUAUUCAGACUUCAUCCCUUAGGAUACACCACACAACUCACACAGGUUAAAAAAGAAACAAAUGCCAGGCAUGUGGGAAAUGUUUUUAUCGGGGUUAAUACUUUUUGAACCAUCAGAGACUACAUACAGGUGAGAAAUCAUCCAAAGUGCUGGGACAAAACUAAUAAAAUGUGUUGCAACAGGGAAAUGGUGGGUUCUGGACAUUCUAGUGCUGUAAGCUACAUUUUCAACUUUUCCUGAUGAAAACUUGUGAUUCCCUUGGCUUUAAGUAGGGUUUGGCUUGACUUUGGACCGAUCUCUUAGACAACUUUCUUCGUGGUUUUGUACUCAGUUAUGCAAUACAACUCUCUUCUUGGGUUUGAA
Messenger RNA from Anolis sagrei ordinatus, 3791 nucleotides. The record is from RefSeq and is a predicted model, not a curated record. NCBI's taxonomy places the organism in Eukaryota, Metazoa, Chordata, Lepidosauria, Squamata, Anolidae.